Molecule: messenger RNA, 609 nt
Organism: Funneliformis geosporum
Lineage: Eukaryota; Fungi; Glomeromycota; Glomeromycetes; Glomerales; Glomeraceae
Source: the annotation of a GenBank genome assembly
GUUAAAAAUUAUAAGGUUGAUUUAUCAAAUUAUCAUGCUGCAGAGGCCGGAUAUCAUCCACCUAUAAAAGAAACCUCUGAUGGCCUCGAAAUGAAAAACUCAAAUGCUGCUGCUUCUCGUGGAAUUACGAAAAUUGAAUUUAGUAGACUUUUAAACCCAUCAGGUCGAAAACAAAUUAAACACGGAAAGAUGAAAUAUAUUAUGGCUUACAAUCCGUCAAGCAGCGGAUUUAGUUAUCAUGGAAAUAACCGUCAAAUGGUAUUGAUUGAUUUUUAUACGAACGAAUUGUCUGCAUCAACUAUGGCAGGAAUUCAAAAGACAACGCGAUUUUUCCAUGGAUUAGGAAUGAUUUUAACGUGGUGUCUGUUAUUUCCGAUAUCAAUUUUCAUUGUUCGAUUUCAUAAACACACCAACAAUUACUUAAAAAUUCAUCGUUCCGUACAAGUGCUUGGUGGUAUUUCAAUAUCUACAUUCGGUGCCGCAGCAAUAGCCACAAUGACGGAAACCAAAACUCCGCAUGCAUGGAUGGGUUUAACUAUUUAUUCUCUUGUAUUUGUCCAACUGGGUUUGGGGUUAGCGGCUAUUUGGGGACAAGCCGCCGUUGUCUCG